ACGGGCACCACUCAACCCGCUGGGGGGAAGAUGGGGGUUGUUCUUUAUCUGAGGAGCUGUCCUCCAUCCCCCGUCACUGUGAGAGCAGCUGCUUAGAUAAGAAGUGAAGCCGUGCUCAGAUCUGGGAAGAAAGUGCCCCCGAAGUGCUUCAGCUCCUCUGUUUGCCGCCUCACAGAAGCUGAGCUUGGCUUCUGAGCGUUUUUUCUUGCUGUAACUACUAGUUUCAGAGCUGGCAGGGACCUGGGGAAUGAUGUACUUCAGUCCUUUCAUUUUCAGACUGGGAAGCUGAGGGUCAGGCUGGAGUCGAGAACUGUCUCAGGUCUUGCCACCGAGGAGUGGCAGGCAGGGCCAAGACCCCAUUUCCAAGUCCUUUGGGUCAAGGUGCAGCUGGGUGUGUGUGCCUGGCACCGUGCAAGGGAAGCAAAGCCUGCCCAGGCGUCUGCAUGUCACACAUACUCCUAUACAGCCUUCAAAGACCCAGCUCACACGUCCUGUCUCCUUUUCAGAAGUCUCCAGUUCCCGGGGCAAAACGUAUUCCUCCUUCCUCGGGACACCCACAGCCUUUUGAGCGCACCCCUGCCAGAGCCCUCAGCCUGUUGGUUGGGUCUUGGCCUGCUGUCCUGUCUGGCUCUCCAGAGCACUGGGAGCUGCUGGAGGGCAGGCACCCGGUGGGACCCCCACCCCCGCCAUCAGCCCCAGGUCGCAGUGCAGCGUUGAACAUAUGUAAGACAUGCUCCAGGCUGUGGGGUGACAAGUAGGUGCACAGACACGUGCUUACCGGGGUUCCAUUCCAGGUGCCCCACACACGGAUGGGUGUCCUCAAGGAGCUGGGACUUCAGUGGCCACAGAGGCUCAGGCACUGAUCCCAGUGUUGGGCGCACCUCUGCAGUCUUGAGUGCUGUGGACCUUGGCAGGGAGGAGGUGGCAUUUGAUCUGGGAGGGAACGAGACAUGGUGGGCACUCGUUUCCACAGGAGCGGGGAGUCAAGGUGUGGGAGGGAGAGCCGGGCGGCAGUGGCCUGAAUGGCAGCCCAGGGCAGCUCACGUGGAGCCUUCCAAGCCACGUGAAGGCCUUUGAACUUUACGCUCUGGGCAGGACAGGCACGGGACCAGGGGAGUGCCAUACUGAAAUUGGCAUUUUUGGCAGGGUGACUUGGGAGUCCUGUGGUGGAUGGAUUUGGAGGGGAGAGGCUGGAGGCAGGGAGACCAAUAACGGAGGCUGCUGCAAGAGCCCUGGGAAAAGAUGGCAGGAGCCUGGCUUGGAAUGGCAAUGGCUCUCAUGACAGGCACUGUUGGCCCUGGAGGUACCAGCGCCUGGUCCAGGGACCUGGGAGGAGAGAGAGUAGUGGGGAUAGCCUGGGCUAGUUCGGGGGUCUUGAACACGCUCCCAGGCGGAGGGAGGCCAGAGUCAGGUCUUAGAGAGGCUCUCGUGGGAGGCAGCCCAGAGUUGCCUGGCCCAGGUGCAAGCUGGGGACUGGGUCCCUCUGCUGGCCAUAGGGGGCAUGGGUGAGAGCCUCUGGCUGCAGUCCUCAAAUGCUUUCAGUGCUUUUUUAAAUACAAGAAACAGAAUCCUUUUAAGAAGCAACCAGGUAAUGUCCGGUUGCUUUUUAUGAUUCCCAAGCUGGCAGAAGUGCCGUAGGCCUUUCGAUGGCCAGAGGAUUGCACAGUCCGGUUUCUCCCAGUUUCCUGCUGGCUUCUUUGCACGUGGCUUCACCACUUCAGCCUCCUUUAGGGCCACCUAUUCACCCCUGUCUGGGCGGAACCUGGAAACUGCACGCGGCAUUGGCUGGGGGGCUGGGCGUGGUGGCUCUUGGGGUCCUCUAUGCCAAGCUGGCCCUCAGCACGGGCGGGGCAGAGCCGUGGGGCCCCUAGAUUGCUGAGGUUAAGGCUCCCGAAGAGCUGUGCUUGCGUUCAAGGCCUUGAGCACCGUUAGUUUCUGCCCUGCUCCCUGCUGCUUCAGGAAAAUCAACUCUAAUGAAAGCCCUUUCGAGUGAGGUCACUCAGGCUUUCGGGGAUUUAUUCUUUAGCGUGUUGAAGUGGUUUGCUGAGGUCCAGCCUGAUGGAUCACUGAGCGCUCUCUGCUCUCUGGUGCUCUGUGAGUGGGAAGGUUGCCUAGCAACCAGGCCCAGGGCCAGCCUCCUAGCUUUUCACACAGCGGGGCUCCUCCUCCCGCCCUUACUCGCCCAGCCCUCUUUGGCAGAACGGGUGGCUGCCCCGCCCCCUCUUCCCUGCAGUCCUGCAAGUAGGGGGGGGGGCUGGUGCCUCAGGUCGGGUCAGGGCGGCUCCACUAGCUUCCAGGGCCCCAGCGUAGUUGGGGCCGGUGUGACCUGGGAUGCAGGCGUUUGGAGGCAUGGGAAGGAACAGGGAAGGAACAGUGAGCCUUUUCCACCGAACACCGACCCUGCCCUCUCCCACCGUGACGAGGUCUGUCCCUCCUGGCAAGACAGGUUCAGCUCACCUAAGGGGGCCUCAGCCGAGGUGAAGAUCCAAGAGAUGGUGAAACUGGGCCAUGAGCUGAUGCUGUGUGGGCUGGAUGACCACGAGCUCCUGAAGGGCCGGGCCUGUGCCCAGAAGCAGCUGCGCUUCAUGGACCAGCUGCUGGACGUGGUCCGGACCCUGACUAUCGGAGGCUCCAGCUGCCACAGUGUGAAAGAGCACUUCGAGGACACCCGGGAGAAGAAUGAGGCGCUGCUGGGGGAGUUCUUCUUGAGCCCCCACCUGCAGAUGCUCCUGAGCCCCGAGUGUGACGCGUGGCCCCUGGGCGUGCAGCCACUUCUCGACAAGCAGAGCGAUGCCUGGCAGAGGGCCAGCCCCUCCAUCGAGUCAGAGGACGACAAGGUGGCAGAGCUGGCCCGGCAGCUGCAGGAGAGUGCCUCGAAGCUGCAGUCGCUCAGGGUGGAGUGCUUUGCGCAGCACAAGCAAGGAGCCGCUGUGGGUGGGGCCGAUGCCAGCACCCUAGACCAGAAGCUGCGCCUGGUCAUCUCUGACUUCCGGCAGCUCAUCGUGGCUUUCCUGCAAGUCUAUGACGAUGAGCUGGGAGACUGCUGCCAGCGCCCAGGCCCCAACCUCCGCCCGUGCGGCCCCAUCAUCCAGGCCGUGUACCAGACUCUGACCUCAUGCAGCCAACUGUUGAAAGCGGUCGUGGAGGUCACUGACACCUCGGUGAAAGCCGUGCGGAUGGCGAAGCAGCAGCAGGGCAAGCAGAUCUGUUGGGGCAGCAGCAAUUCUGUGAUGAGUCUAGGUAUGUGGUCACCACUUUUCUGUGGCUGUGGCCACCCGUCUGGUGGGCAGGGACAGGGCCUUCAUGGUGCACCUCCGCUUAGUGCCUGCCUCCUUCUGUGCUUGACCCGCAUUUGGGGACUGGCCCCUCACUUUUCUUCUUCUUUUUCCAAUGCUUAAGGUUUUCCUUCCCUUGAAAACUCUUCUGACGGAUUAUAAAAUAAAAACAUUAAUUGUAGGAAAUUGGGAUAACGUAAAGACGUAACGUAAAGACGUGCAGAGGUAAACUAAAAACAUUACGUAAUGUGGUGGCCCAGAGAUGGUCGGUGUUAAUAUUUUGGUCUGUUUCCCUCUGUUCCGUUUCCUCUCGUCAUCUUUUAUUUCUUUGUGUAAGGUGAGUAGAAUUACAACAUGUGUACACUAUUAUAUUCUUUCCCGUGGAUCUCAUUUUAAGCGUUUUCCCAUGUUCUUGAAGUCACAUUUUUAAUCAUCAGACACUUCCUUUCAGGCAUUUGCUAUAAUUUACUUAACAUUUUCUACUACUGACCCUGUAGGUCAUUUUUAGUUUUAUACCGUUUCACAUGAUGCUGUCGCAGGAUUUACAAUAGUGACAAAUGGAAACAAUCCAAGGUUUUACCCUUGGGUAAUGCUUGAGUAAAUUCUGGUAUGUGAAUAUGGUGGGACGGUAUUUGUUGUUUCAAAACUUGAUUACAGUGACAUGAGCAAGUGUGUAUCGUGUAAUGUUAAAAGGAAAAUGCAGGUUAGAAAUGAAAUAUACAGGGGCUGCCCUGGUGGCGCAGUGGUUGGGAGUCCGCCUGCCGAUGCGGGGGACGCGGGUUUGUGCCCCGGUCCGGGACGAUCCCACAUGCCGCGGAGCGGCUGGGCCCGUGAGCUAUGGCCGCUGAGCCUGCGCGUCCGGAGCCUGUGCCCCGCAACGGGAGAGGCCGCAACAGUGAGAGGCCUGCGUACCGCAAAAAAAAAAAAACACACAAAAAAGAAAUAUACAGUAUGAUUUCACUUAUCUAAAGGGAAAAAAAUGUAGAAGAAUCCCUUCUAGGAGUUCAGCUAGAACAUGGACGCUGGUUUGCUCUGUGUUGGAAUCAGAGGUGUUUUAGUUCGUUUAGUCUUUCUUUAUCCUGCUCUGCAGCCUUCACGUAUUCCCCAGCGAACAUGUAUUACACAGAGAAUUUCUCCUCUGAUGGUCAAUGUUUAAAAAAGGUCGCAGUGAACAUGUUUCGACAUUUGCGCUUCCAUCCCGAGGCGGGGUUCCCGCUGUCUUGUCAGUGAGGCCAGCGGUCUCCAUCUUACUGAUGCUCGUCAGCGCUGGCUUUGAACCUUCCAACCUUUCUGCUGUUGGAUAGGGGCAAAGUUGUAUCUGAAUUUAAUUUUAAACUUUUUUUUCUGAGUAAGUCUAUUUUUCUUAGGUAAAAAAACACUCAGAAAAGGUUUUUGUUGUUGUUGUUCUUUUGUGAUAAGAAAAAGGGCCUUUUCUCUCUCUGAGUCUUAGAGAGAGAAAAGUGAAAAGUUGGAUAUUUCCCCUUCAAUCCAGUUCCAAUGACUUUAAAGCCAGUACUUGUGUAACCACAACCCCGGCUAAGAAAUGGAACAUGCCUCGCACGCUAGAGACUCCCACCACCUCUGCCUGCCCGCGACCAAGCGCUGUCCCUGCCCGCUGAGAAUUCUCUCCCUGUGCGCCCACCGCCCACGUGGGGGUCUGUGAUCUGCUGACAUUCAUCGGUUCGUAGCCGAGGCCCUUGCACAGUCCCCUCUCUCUUCCGUUCUCCGACCUCUCUUGCCCUUUGGCUUUUGGCGGUCUGAUUAUAGUGUGUCUUGGUGCGGGUCGCUUUGCGUUUCUCUCAUUUGGAGGUUUUUGAGCUCCUUGGGUAUACGUAGCUUCGUGUUUCUCAUCCACGCUCGGCCAGGUGGCUGACGACUCUUCCUUCCGCCUCACUUCUUGUUGCUCCCACCCUCUUAGAGGCCGAGCAGAGGCACCGGCUCAGGGCCGUCUCAGGUCUCUCCUGGGUGCCCGCACAGCCCCGGGGCGUGCGCGUGGCCUUCUAGAUUCCCAGGACUGUCAGAGCUCUGCAGAGCCCUCGUGGGCAUCUCCUUUCCCAUCCUCUCCUUCUGCGCCUUCUGGUUGGUCUACUGUUUGCCCCGACUCUUAUCCACCGCCUGAGGCAACGGCGACUCCAGCAUUUGCCUGUCAAUCCCCCCCACCCAGUGCACCCCCAAGGACUGGCUUCAGGCCACAUAGCCCCGAGCCCUCCCUCGGGGGGCUGUCUGCGUGAAUUCGCGGGCCUUCUCGCCGCUCUUGGCCUCGUGCACGCGCUCACCACGUGUAUACCUGGGCACCCAGGAGUGCCUCUUUCUGACUGAACUGCAGCAGAAGCCUCCAUUUAAACAUCCAUCCUAACGUUUAUCCUCAUCACCGCUGUUGCUGUGAGUCUCACCCCGUGUGUGUAGCUGUUGUUAGUACUGCGCUUGCAGCCCAUGCUCUCGUUAGUACAUUAGUGACCGCGAGUGCUCUCCACGGCGCGCCACCUGCCCCGUGCUCACAGGACAGCGGCAGCCUUCGCCUUUCCCGUCUAAGCUGCGUGAACCCCUCUGCUUCCCCUGCUGUGCCUGCAGAGAAGUGUCUGCUCGCCAUGGAAUCCAGGGAGUCUAGAGUGCAAGCGCUGUGGUCAGCGUCGCUUCCUCGUGUUGUCUGAGACUCGUUCUUGGGCUAUAGACACAGCAGAGAAAUGACCCCUGGCAACUCCACGCCAGGGGCCAGUUGGAAGGGCCUUGGCGUUUCCCUUGUGUCUACCUGAGAGAGUAAGGGCCUUGGUCUCUGCGGCCUCGGGCCCACCACUGUGGGAGGUCCGUGUGUCUGUGCUACUUCACCUCCCCGUAUAAGAAGCUAGGCCACCGAUCUGGGUGCCAGUAGCCAGGCUAUGUUGGUCACACGUCCCCACACCUGAAGUGAGGGGCUUGAGUGAGGGGACUGGGUGCGCCUACAGGGCUGGCGCCCAGAGCCGUGGCCUCGAGUGUGUGGGCAGGGCCUUGGCGAUGUGGGUGGGCAGCUCGUCCCAUCGUCAUUCACCCGUCACCGGCUCGACUGGGCGGACCCAAAGCCCCUUCUGCCUCCCAGGCCAUCAAAAUAUCAAUGCAUUUUGAAAACAAACAGGUUUCUGGAAGCAGCGAAGUCCAUGGAGGCAAUUCGAUGGAUGCAAUGGGGGGAGAAAGCCGCAACCACGAGGACAGCCCCACGGCGGUGUGGCCGGCAGUCCCAGGGCGGGGACGGUGGCAGGUGGGCUGGAAGCGGAGGGCGUGAGCAGAGCAGGUCCGUACAGAUUGGCGCUCCCAGGGAGACUAGCCUGCUCUUCUGUGAGGAAAAUGAUCGACAUGCAUGGCAAGCUCGGGCUCCUGACACGGCUGGUGGCCAGGUGAAAGCCACCUCUUUCUGGCCUCUGAGGGCCUCCUCUCCCCAGCCUGGACCAACACCAUGGAAGAGAGAAGAAAGACCUGGAAAAGUAGGCCUCAUGGGUCAUUCAGACAACAGAACUUUCCAGCCAAGUUGAAUUAACAUAGUAUCUUGUCCAAACAUACCUAGGAAACACCAACAAGGAGAAGCGCAAGCAGGCACCCUUGGAAGUUAAGAAUGGGGCGGAUAAACAAAACAAGGACAAAGAAAAGCAGCACAGAGGCCUGAUGCGGAGAAAGGAAGGAAGGAGGAGGGCGGAGGUCGCAGAG
Globicephala melas (long-finned pilot whale) is the source of this 6950-nucleotide messenger RNA. RefSeq names its product HAUS augmin like complex subunit 7 (gene HAUS7). Gene Ontology annotation, molecular function: microtubule minus-end binding. Gene Ontology annotation, cellular component: HAUS complex. The record is from RefSeq and is a predicted model, not a curated record. NCBI's taxonomy places the organism in Eukaryota, Metazoa, Chordata, Mammalia, Artiodactyla, Delphinidae. Gene Ontology annotation, biological process: centrosome cycle; spindle assembly.